CUUUUUUGGAGGAUAUUUUUGCCGAAGUUUCGGCCAUUUUUUUGGAAGUUUAAUAAUGUAGGGUAAAGAGGGAAGUUUAAUCGUCAUGGCGUUUCUGCCUUCUUCUUCGGGCUCCCAAAGACACUACUACAUCUCUAUUACCCCUCCAAUUCCUUCGAUCGGAAACGAACCAAGUCCGCGUCAUUCACAUUACUCUCCUCCGUGCAGCAGCGACUGAACUAUGGAGGUCCACUUGAUUUUCCAAAGCAAUCCGGGUUGAAUGUGUACGCCAAAUCGAGCGCAACGUCAGAAACAACGCUUCGAUCUUCUGCCACGACCUCCAUUGGUUUGUUGCUCUGUUGCACACCAACUGUUUGUCGAAAUUCCUGAGUAGCUUCAUUCUGGGAAACCCCAUUUUGUGUUGCUCUUUAUGGGUCCCAGUUUUCACUAACGGACCUUUGUUUUGAUCACUUUGAAGCAUUGUCCCGUGAUAUCUUUCUUUCCUUUAUUUUUGGGUCUUUACGUCUUUGGAGGGUCCUGCAGGAGAACAACUAUGGCGGGCGAUGAUAUCUCCAUGGAAAGUAGCGAGCUGAAACGUCAAAAGAUGGACAGAGAUGACCGACGUGAUGUGAUUAGUAAUCUGCCAGACUCGGUGCUCCUCCAUAUCCUGUCUUUCCUGCCCACGAGGGACGCCGUUAGGACAGUGAUGGUCCCGAGAUUCCGUUACCUCUGGACUUCCACCCGCCACUUAUCUUUCGAUCACUGUGCUUACCACAACUGCAAGGAGAAGGCCGCUGCUUUUAGAAUCGAUGAGAGAUUCGUGAAUUUUACCGACCAUGUGCUGACUCUGCACGAGAACCCCACAAUCGAUUCGUUCCGUCUUAAUUUAAACUAUUGGGCUGAGGUGUACCCGGAUAACAAUGAUCCUCAAUGGGAGGAUGGUAUAACUGAAGAGACAAGAAGGUCGAACAAAAUCGGUACGUGGAUUUGUUUUGCAGUGAGGAGAAAGGUUCAGUUCCUCGAUUUGAACUUCUUAGGGUGUGCUGGGGAGUCCCCAGAUAAUCUUUACGUGCUGCCCAGCAUUGUUCUUAGGUGUAGCUGCUUAGUAGAGCUGAAGCUGGCUUCCUGUGAGGUCUGGCUGGUGGGAGAGGUCCAACUAAGGUCGCUUAGAAAAUUGUUUAUGAAGCAAAUUGACUUAACUGACAACAAAAUGGCUGGCAUACUAUCUGGUUGCCCGUUGCUGAAAGAAUUGUCUCUUGAAGACUGCUAUGGCCUCCAUGAGCCUGAAUUCUGUAGUGCCCCAUCUAUUGAAGUUUUAAAUUUGGAGGAUUGCGGGUUGAAAAAGCUUGAUCUUACACGAUCAGAUAUCAAACAUUUAAACAUUGAUAUCAGUGGGCAUCUGGAGUUAGUUUGUCCUAAUGUGAAGAUUCUGGAUAUUGCUGGGCGUAUAGAGUAUGUCAAGGUGACUGAUAUGUCAUCACUGGUUGAUACGUCCCUCUGCUUCAGUCAUUAUCUUAGAUAUUCGUCCGGGAAAUAUCGUGAGUUCAGACUGCUUCUGGAAAGGCUCAGCUGCAGUCCUUAUUUUAUGCCAUGCGAUUUGUGCAUACUGGUAUUAACUAUAUGGGAGCUGACACAUCAGCCACGCCCAUCUUUUGCCUGGAAGCAUGUGACACUUCAACUGCAUCUUGAAAAGCGGUACCUCCCCGGCAUUUCUAGCUUGUUGAGGAACUCUCAUUUUCUUGAGACACUCACUAUCCAUGUUUAUCCAGGAAGAGAUGAAGAUGACUCAGAGCUUGCUGAAGCAGGGUGGAAUCUUGCAUUUGAUUACAAUGGCUUUAGUUACUGGAGUUCAGUGGACGGCACAUUUCCCUGCCUCGAGCACCAACUUAAGCAUGUUAAAGUAUAUGGUUAUGUACUGGAGUCUGAUGUCAUUGAGCUCAUUGAAUUUCUACUUAAGAAUGCACAGGUCCUGGAGAAAAUGGAGAUUUCUACCAAGAAGACUCUGCAGCGAACACGUGGCAAGUACAUGUUUUCCAGAGACAUUGGUCAUCCGUCAAAGGAUUAUUGUACAUCGGAUGCGCUGCUAGACUUUUCACAAAAGUUGUUAAGUUUCCCAAGGGCCUCAACUCGUGCAGUAAUACACUUGGGUUAGAUACUGGUAUUGGAAUUGUGUUCGCCCCUCUUUUGGACACCCUUGAUGUUUCUAUGUCAGGCAUGUCUCACAUCUGAUAGACUUUACAGAAGUAGUUGGCCUUUAUGAUGUAUUCGCUUUUUUACCUCAGGUCUAGCAACAUCCCCGACUCUGUACAGGCAGCUUUAUGAAUAUUUUGAUAGUGGAUGUGUCUUUUUUUGUCAAUGUAAGUUAUUCUUGACAGCCUUUCUUUUCAAAUUCCCAGCUUUUGCUAAUAGUUUG
This is a messenger RNA of Syzygium oleosum, 2392 nucleotides long. RefSeq names its product putative F-box protein At1g49610. The record is from RefSeq and is a predicted model, not a curated record. Bases 533 to 2131 code for a protein of 532 amino acids. Gene Ontology annotation, molecular function: protein binding. NCBI's taxonomy places the organism in Eukaryota, Viridiplantae, Streptophyta, Magnoliopsida, Myrtales, Myrtaceae. The transcript is spliced from 4 exons.